GUUGUCGAGUGCUAAAGAUGGCGGAUUUCCUGCCGUCCCGCUCCCUGCUGUCCGCUUGUUUUCCGAACUGCGUCCUCUCGCAGCGAGAGGCCGAGCAGCUCCGCAAGAGCAAGCAGAUCGACGAGGUCAUCUCCCGGGAUAAGACCUAUGUCCGGCGGCUGGUGAAAAUCCUGCUGCUCGGGGCCGGCGAGAGCGGCAAAAGCACUUUCCUGAAGCAGAUGCGAAUUAUUCACGGGCAGGACUUCGACCAGAAGGCCAAGGAGGAGUUCAGGGGAACCAUCUACAGUAACGUGCUGAAGGGAAUCCGCGUCCUGGUGGACGCCAGGGAGAAGCUCCGCAUCCCGUGGGGGGACCCGGGCAACCAGCAGAACGGCGAGCUGGUCAUGAGUUUCGACACCAAGGCGUUGACCGGGGCUGGGGCAGGCCUCAUGGAGACGCGGGUUUUCCUGAACUACUUGUCGGCCAUUAGAGCGCUGUGGGCGGACAGCGGCAUCCAGAAUGCUUACGACCGACGCCGGGAGUUUCAGCUGGGAGAAUCUGUGAAAUAUUUCCUGGACAAUUUGGAAAGAAUAGGGGACCCGAAUUAUCUUCCAACACAGCAGGAUAUUUUAUUAGCAAGAAGACCCACUAAAGGAAUACACGAAUACGACUUUGAAAUAAAAAAUGUUCCCUUCAAGAUGGUGGAUGUGGGAGGUCAACGAUCAGAACGAAGACGUUGGUUUGAGUGCUUUGAUGGUGUAACUUCCAUUCUCUUCCUGGUGUCAUCGAGUGAAUUUGACCAGGUGCUCAUGGAGGAUCGGCAAACGAAUCGCCUGAGUGAAUCGCUAAACAUCUUCGAGACGAUAGUCAACAACCGGGUGUUUAGCAAUGUCUCCAUUAUCCUUUUUCUUAAUAAGACAGACUUGCUGGAGGAGAAAGUUAAAACUGUCAACAUCAAAGACUACUUCCCUGAAUAUGAGGGAAAUCCCCAUGAGCUUUCAGAUGUCCAACAAUUCCUCGUGCAGUGCUUUCGCAACAAGCGUCGGGACCAGCAGCCGAAACCGCUAUACCACCACUUCACCACUGCCAUUAACACCGAAAACAUUCGCCUGGUGUUCCGUGAUGUCAAGGACACUAUCCUCCAUGACAACCUUAAACAGCUGAUGCUGCAGUGACGUCCACUUAGACUUCAUUCCUUUACUUUCAUUUCUGGCACUGACAGCAGCUUGCAACAAGCAGGAGUUAAGGUUAUACAAUACCUUCAGACCUUGUGAGGAAGCUGCUGUGAACUGCUCAACUUGGGUUAAUGCCAAAUUUAUUUUCCAAACUGGCCUUUUAAAUGCUUUACACCCAUUUGGGGUUUACUGAAGAUGUCCUAAUCAAGUGUACACUUGGUCCAGAACGUUUAUGAUCUUGUAACUUCAAGUAAUGAAGCUGUGUGGAAUAAAAAUCUCAAGAUGAUGCAAAGCUGUGGUCUUCAGCAAGGGGAAUGCGUUUAAUUGACAUCUACACCUUUCCUCAAGUGAAAAGGGCUGUAAUACAGCAAAAGCCAUUAUUCCAAAUGUUACCAAAGGUUUGCAGUGCAUGUGGCCUUAAAUAAUUUCUUUGGAGUGAAAUUAUGCUUUUAACACAAUUGUUUUUAAAACCUUGUCAAUUAAUAUGUUUUUAAGUUUUGUUGGUUUAAUACUAAUAGGUGGAUUGAUCAAAAAGUAGUGGUACAUACAGUAAUCUCAGACAUUAACUUGAUGGCAUGUGAAAAAAAAACUCUUGACCAAUAUUAAGGCCCCUCAAUGUAAAUUUCAGUGGGAGGUCUGCAGAGUAACAGUAUUUACACACAAUAAUAUAAUGUUUACAUUUUGUUCUAGUAAAAUGUACAUAGCUUGAUUACCAAAUUUCAUAAAGUUUCUUCAUAAUUUGGGGUAUGGAGCUGCGUAAAAUGUUUGAUCCAUUCAUAAUUACCUAUAGUACCUACUCAUUUUGGUCAUAACUAGUAGUAGUAAACCAAUAUUCAGUUUUGUUGUACAAUGCUAUUGUAAAUUUACUAAAAUCUAGUUAAAAGGUGUGCAUUAUUUGGUCGCAUGUCACAAAUCUAAAACAAAACACAAAUCUCUAAAACAUCAGAGUUCAACAAAAUGUUGAAGCGUAAUUAAAGAGGUGUGUCAUACGUAAAUAAAAUAAUCAUUAACCUUAAUUGAACUGUUAAACUUCUAGCAGUGAGUUAUUGUUGAAUAAUUAAUUGUGGUUUAAGAGUUUGAUAAUGCUCUGUGCCUGAAUUCAUUCGUAUUUAACAAGUAGUUAAUCGCCUUACGGUUAGUUUUGCCUUUUUUGCAAGGUGAGAUGUUGAAAAUUAGCUUUCAUUAUUUCUGAAAAUUGCAAUAUGCCCAAAACACACAUUUUGCCAUGCUGAUCAUAAGAUGCCUUGCUUAUUUUAAAAAUGAUUACUUUUAGAAAUGGUAAGUCUUAUUGUGGUCAGGUUUUAGAAUUCACUAAUGUUUGUGCGAACCCCCCUUUUUAAGUUGAUCAUAAUUAAAAGCUCUUACUAAAUCUGUAGCAAAGUAAACCAACAUUACAGUAGCAAAAUCCAGUAUAUCGUACAAAGAAUUUGCCCUUUUGAGCUGCUAUGGGUUGAUGAUUUUGGUUUAAUGUGGUAAUAAACGUUUAAACUUAACUGAAGUUUGAUGUGGAUAGGAGAAGAAAACCGAGGAAACAAGAGCUUUGUGGGUUUGCUGAGCAGCAAAAUACUAAUUUGACAGUGCUGCAGCCAUUAGAUUUAGUUUUAAUCUUUUUCCCUAAAUCUUUCAGAGCCUUUUAAAUAACAUUGUGUUCAUCAGACAACAGUAAAUUCUAACCCUGACUUACCUACAGUGUCACUUCGUUGACAAAUUGCUUUGUUGAAUAUCAGGUUGCCACCCUGUGCCAGUUUGUAUAAUAAUGUUGCUUAAGUACCUCAAACUGAAAUUAAAUUUGUAGUUACAGACUGAGUUUUAAAUGUUUUUAAAACAUUCUUAAAAUGCUGUGUUUACUGUUAAAAGCUGUUUUUUUCUGCACACAGCAUACUUUUUUUUAAUGUAACAGUGACAUUUACUCUGCUAUCGGUUGCACCCAGGUCUGAUAUCCUUUCUGUGCUUAUUAAUCUUGGGUUGGAAACAAGUACUUUUGAUGACUAUAAGCUCUCUGAGAUUCAUAUUUAACCAUUUUGACAAGUAACUUUUAAUACCCAAAAUAAAAAUGUGCUGUUCAAUCUGGGAAUUUAGUGUUUGGACUUUAGUCAGAGUUGAGUCACUUUGGCUGUCGGUUGUAUGAGAAACAAAAGAGGAAGCUUGUGGCUUACUUGGUGGGCUCUAGAACCCAAAGGAAGCCCCUGUACCACAAUAUCCCCUUUCCAAUAGCCUGUUGAAAUUCAGAUUUUGUAUCAAUAUGAAAGUAAUGGAUGUGACUCAGAGGAAGAACUGUGGAAACAUUUCUUGAUGAUCGAUCAAAUUCCACCAAGAAGGAAGUAAUUCAUUAUUUAUAGAUGUUCAGUACAUACUAAAAGCAAUAUGUCCCCAUAAAUGCCCCUGAGGGUGGAAAUCUGGAUGUCUUCGGGCAGUUAAUUUCUGGAAGAUUUUUUUUAGCAAGAACUAGGAUAUCUUUGAUGACCCUAAUUCUUUAAAACAGAUUUCCAAAGCAAAGACUCACAGUAAUACAUACACAACUUAGUGUAAGGUUCUAUGAAGUGCUAUGCUUUUGAAGACUGACUGAAACUGCAGUAAUUAUUAUUACCGUCUUUGUCAAACCCUGUAUUUUGCCAUAUGUUUAAGUACUUUGUCAACUACGCAGAAACAUUUUAUGCUGAGAAGUACAUCAUAGCCUUAAUUUUCACUUCAUUUACUCCAAACCUGAGGGAAGAAACUGGAAAUAAUACUGAAGUUUAUCUAAUCUGAUAUAAUUGGAUGCAGCAUUCACACUUCCUCAAGUCGACUAAAAGCUUAUUUGUACCAUUAACCCAGCAUUGCAAAGCUAAAAUUAACUGAACAAAUAGUAUGUUGCAAUACUGAACACAAUACUAGAUUCACCUAGCUUUCUAAAGAAACUGGUCUAAGAUAGGUACUGUACUGUUCAAGUGAAUAUUCUAUUUUCUUAUCGCUUCUAAAAGCGUAGACUUGUACAGUACUGGCAUCUUGGCCAAGUGACCAUUCUUAUGUGACCCUGGACAAUAAAUAUGCUAGGCCUCGAACACAAAGGAGGAACUAGGAAAUAAACCAUUUAUUUCCUUUGCACAACUCCCCCCUUCCCCCUCUCUCACACAGAUACACACACAAAUGGGAGCUUUGAAACUAAUUGUAGAACCCCAAGUUGUGAUUGCUUAGCACUAGGAAUUAAACCCAGGACCUUGCUCUACAUGAUAAACCACCCACUGACUUAUUUUCAUUUUGACUGAGGCAAAUUUUGCUGCAAAAGCAUAACUACCAUUAAUUACUAAUGUUUAUACGAAGUCCUUAAUUUGUUUUAGUUCUGCACAUAAUCGUCUGAAAAUUUCAAGACAAUCAACCAUUCAUUCUUUAUAAAUUCAUUUUCAACUCCAUUAUUCUAAAUACAUUGGUCUCUAGAGAAACAUUAUCCAAUUUAUUAAAACACAUACCAGUCUUUAGUUAAUGUCAUCACAUCACUAAAUUGGUUUCAUAUAUUCAUUCCUCGUUUAAAAAAAACUGAACGUUUAUAAAUUUUAAAAUAUUACAUCCAGACGCUUGUACCAUUUGGUAAUUAUCUGGACUUUAAUCAAAUGGCAACCUGCAUUAAUGACUAUUUUUGUGCAUUAAUAACUUUUUAUGCAAACUUGGUUGAUUUUUUGUUUUUAUACAAAUAAUUUGGAAAGGGAUUAAUGCCUUUUCAGUAACUUAAUAUUUUGUAGCUCCCAUUUGUAUUUAGAUGAAGAGCAAUAGAAUGCAGGCUAUCAGAAGUUACAGGAAAAGGACAUUUGUUGGAGGAAAGAAAAAACUUGCAAUUUUAUAGCAUCUUAUCACACAUCUCAAACCUCUUCACAGUAAUCACUGCCAAGUGUGGUGGGUAUUUAUGGAAAACAAAGGUGAAACCAUUUUGCACACGAGGUACCACAGAGCUUUGAGGUUAAAAACAAAUGGAUAUGUUGGCCAAAUUCUUAAUGCACCAGUACAUGUGAAAUAUAUAAACCCACAACAGCCAUAAACCUGUAGACUAAUUGGCAUCAAAAUUUCAGCAAUUCAACCAAUGCAUAAGAUAAGUUUCACACUCUUAAGUUUUUUGGGGGGAGGGGGAACCCAACAGUUCAAUGUAUACUUUCAGGACAAUAAUCUCAGUAUAUUGAAUCAAAAAUUGCAGAAUUGACAAUUCUUCAGAACCAUAAAAAGGGUUUGUAGAUGAAGGUGGUCACUUGGACUUUUGGAUAUUAAUUUUCCAUGUUGGAUCACCUGAAUUACAAGAUGUGUAUCAGGAACAUUCUUUUGAGAGACAUUUCUUUUCUUAGUGUUCAGUAUUAAAAGCUCCUUGUACAAUGUACUUUAUGGGUGGCCAAGUAUAACUUUUGAUUAAUAUGAAUGUGAUUUAAAGAACAUCAGCUCCAAAUAUUUUAAACUGAUUUUUUUUAACAAAACGGUAUUAAAAUCUAAAACAAAUGGUUAAGAUGAGCACAAAGGAAAUUAAUUAGUACACUUUAUGUUUCAAAAUAACUAUGUUAGAUCAUUUGUAAAAAUUACAAAAAGUCAGACAGCAAUUUUAAGUUUGGCAACUGGCCCAGUAAUAGAAGCCUUUCUAAUCUUGUUUAUUGCAUACAUCGUGUAUUUCAUACUGUAUCCCAUCUGCCUCAGCUUCACCAUAUUAGCUGCAGUAACAUGGUUCCAGUGAGCACUGAAUGAAAAUAGUCUGGUGCAAAUAUAGCUGUAUACUUCAUGAAUUGACAUCAAGCCAUUACACCAAAAUCAGUUUCUUUACUCCAAAAGCAGUGCACACAAGCAGUAAAAGGCUGCUGAAAGAUUUUUUUUGCAGUAGGUGCUUGUAUGGUUAAAAUGUCUCUGAAAAUUGCAAGACUUCAGAAACUUAAAAGCACCUGUAAGACAAGUUGAAGUACCUGUAUAAAUGAUUUACAUCAGCCUGGUUAAGUGCUUGCCUUUUCCUAGUUAAUAAUCUUAGACUUUAUUUGAAUUGAAAGUAACUCCACAACUGAUAUACAUUGAUGUAUUAUCCAACACAGGGAUUAAUUCAACAAUUAUGGUUCAGAAGCAGCAAAUCUAGUUAAAUUGCUUUUGCCAUGAAUAUCACCAUUGUUCUUUUUUUUAAAAGUAUCUUUGUAUAUGAAAUUUCUUUAGUUCAGUUUAUAAUGAUGUACCUUGGAAUUUGGGGGAAUUGGAUUUUUAACCUGUUGCAUCGUUUUACUUCUUAUUUUGUUGUACAUUUUCUUUUCAGGAUUAGCAGUAAAUUAUUCAGAUUUGAAUGCCAAGAAUAACUUUGCUUGUUUUGGUUUAAUGCUUUAGUUACUAAUAGUGAUGCUUUUCUAUAAUACUGUAAUUGUAUAUUGCUCUGUACAUACAAUGCAACAUGUUUGUUUUUGCAGCCAUUAAUAAAUGCCUUGUAUAAACUUACUGACGUGUAUUAAAACACAUUUACAACCUAUGCUUAGUCAGUUGUAACCACUUUAUUAUGCAGAUGGAUUAAAUCUCAACUGCAGCACAAA
Messenger RNA from Callorhinchus milii (elephant shark), 6664 nucleotides. It is a transcript of the gene gna13a, whose product is annotated as guanine nucleotide binding protein (G protein), alpha 13a. NCBI's taxonomy places the organism in Eukaryota, Metazoa, Chordata, Chondrichthyes, Chimaeriformes, Callorhinchidae. Gene Ontology annotation, biological process: adenylate cyclase-activating G protein-coupled receptor signaling pathway; Rho protein signal transduction. The record is from RefSeq and is a predicted model, not a curated record. The transcript has 3 exons. The coding region runs from base 18 to 1154 and encodes 378 amino acids. Gene Ontology annotation, molecular function: G-protein beta/gamma-subunit complex binding; D5 dopamine receptor binding; GTPase activity. Gene Ontology annotation, cellular component: heterotrimeric G-protein complex; brush border membrane.